Molecule: messenger RNA, 3633 nt
Organism: Hippoglossus stenolepis (Pacific halibut)
Lineage: Eukaryota; Metazoa; Chordata; Actinopteri; Pleuronectiformes; Pleuronectidae
Exons: 20
Coding region: 296-3565 (1089 amino acids)
Source: RefSeq, a predicted model, not a curated record
ACUUUGUUGUUUGUCUUUCUUGUUGUUCUGGUUCGUUCCUCAGGGUUGAUGCACUUACUGUGAGUCGCUUUGGAUAAAAGCGUCAGCUCAAUGAAAUGUAAUGUAAAAACAUUUCUUUGUAUUUGCAGCAGAGGCCAUUUGAUUGACAGCUUGGGUCAUUUCCUGUCUGCUGCAUCUCCACUGUAAUCACACUAUCACUUUCAGCUGGGAUGUCCACUCUGUUACCACGGUGACCAGGUGAUUAGCUCACCUGGCUGCAGAGGAAACGCUCCACAGACACUGAUUCUGCUUCGACAUGAGAACUGCAGCUCUUAUUCUGGGACUCGUGUUUACCUGUGCUGGGGUCACAGACGGAACAGCUGGAGGUCACCUGGAAGACUCGUCAGGAUUGGUGGAGACUGGUGUUCAGUCAGAGUGUCGGGACCGUUACCUGUGGAUCCAGGUGGCGUCGGUACAGACGCCUCGCUUCGAGGCCGUAGAUGAAAAUGGCGUCCACUCGAUCAGCGAGCUGCUUGCCUCUCGCUGUGGUUACACCAUCAGCACCUUCAAGAUGGACGGCUUCACCACCUUCAGAGCUUCAUAUUAUUCCUGCUUCACCCACAUCCAGAAUGACGAAGUGUUCACGUUCAGAUUUAACGUGAUCAUGAGCGAUGGCGGCGGCAGAUGGAACAGCAGACCUGUCUCUGCCACGUGUUCUGGUCUGACGUGGACUCACAGAGAGGUCAUCUGUGAGGAGGACUACAUGGAGGUGAACGUGAACAGAGAGUCUUCAUGUGGAGGUCCGCGGGGGGAGAGUGGACAUGUGUGGCAGGCGGCCUUCUCUCAGGCUCAGAUGACUGCGUCGUCAGUGUGGCAGCUGAUGUUCCUGCAGAGCGACGGACAGGUGUCUUCCAUGUCCAUCAGUGAGGCCCAGACGCAGGGCUACAGCCUCACCACGACCAGCCACAGGGUGGUGCUGCGAUCCCAGUACAAACAGCGGCAGGCCAGCGUUGUCAUGGUGGAAGGCGUCCCCAUAGAGGUCAUUCGGGUUUCUGUGUUCUUGAAGAAAAAGCUAAUGGUGGUGAUGAUGGAUGUGUCCAUGUCCUGUACAGUCAAUUCUGGUUCAUUCGACAGCGCCUCGCUGCUCUGGGACGUCCCCUGGAUCAUGAUGCCUCUGGUCGAGGAGGACGCAAGGUUUGAAAGUCAGACAGUCAGUGUGGGGGUGGAGGGUGUCCUUCUGGACCAACCCACCGCCACCGCUAGAGGAUUCAGUCUGGUCCGGCGUGGCGGACUGGUCCAGAUCAGGGUUCGUUUUGGAGCAGAGGGCGGCUACCGAAAGAGUGUGGUGCUGAAUAACGUGUACAAGGAGCUGUACGUGAUCUUCCUGCUGUACGAACACGUCUUCUCUCUGACGUUUGAAGACAACAGCAGCAUCAUCACCAGACACCGGAUGCUCAGAGUCCUCGACACGCCGCUGAUCUGCCGUCCACCCUUCAGUGUCGACAAGACCCGGACUAAUGAUGAGGCGUUCAGUGUCUACCUCGGAAACAUUCCUGCAGAUGUCGUUUUGGAGGAAGUGUGGAUCAACGGGAAGCAGCUGAGGAUGUCGGGGAGCAUUGAACGAGGCGUCAGCAUCAGUCCUGUUUCUCACGUUAACGGAAGCCGAGCGUACAAACUGCGGCUGCCCUUCGAGGACGCUGACGUCCUCUGGAUGUACCUGGGUGCAGGUGUGGUUCAGUACUCUGUCGACAUAAACUUCACUUUAACCAUCGUGCACCGGAGAGACUCGUACUACCACCACACGUUCAUCUCUGCUCGACUCUUCAGUUUAUUUCCUCCACAGAUCACAGCUCAGUGUUUUGACGGAGGAAUCACCUUCAGCGUGGUUCGACCACCUCGAGCUAAGAGUCUCUGGGAGGUGGGUGUCGACCACGAGCCUCUGACAUCACAGCUGGCAGCUCAGAGAGGGUACCGCCUCCUCAACGACACCCACAAAACCUCCCUGGACGUCCCUGUGUUCUCCAUCGGCUACACCUACGAAGACAUCAACCUGUCAUUCUUUUAUGGAACAUUUAAGCUACUUCUGAGGGACUCUAAAAGUCUGGCAGUCCAGACGUCCACCUCCAAACGCUGCCUCUUCAAAACUCGGGACAUGACAGUUUGUUCUGCAGAUGGAACCGUCACCGUGGUAACGACUCCAACAUCCACCUGGCCCAUGGUGCGGCCAGAAAGAACCAGUCUGCUGGACGCCACCUGUCGAUCCAAACAGACAGACGGGUCCAGAGUUCUGUUUGAGUUCAAUGUGAACUCCUGUGGGACCAGAGCCAUGGUCGGGGAGUCGUACGUGGUUUAUGAAAACGAAAUCAUCCACGACAAACAGUUGAUCGCUGACGGGCCGAACUUCAUCUCCAGAGAAUCUCAAUUUAAGUUGACCGUCCGGUGCUUCUAUCCUCUGAGUGGAGUCAACAGACUUUCUGUGUCAAGGGUCUUCAGAUCUCCUGGAUUUGGUUCAAUCGAAGUCUUUCAGAGUAUUAAAGAUUCAGCGAAUAAAGUUCCUGCUCGUGACUGUCUGCAGCAGGUUCCUGGAAAUGAUGUCAAUACCCCGAUGAACCAGGCCCAUCUUGAACCCGGCAUCCGGCCUCUGCCCAAACCUGGACCCAGCCGCUUCAUCACAGUCCCAAGACAACACAACAAGGUUGUCUCCUCCUCAGACAUCCAAACUUCUCCAACCCUGAAUUUUUCUCCUGAAACUCAAACUGCCCAGAACCAGGUGCUCGACCAGAACCCAAAGAGAACCAUGUCCAUGGAAAGAAGGAACAUUGAGAUGCUUCAGUCCAGAGUAAAGAACAUCAGAGUCAAACCAAUGAUCAAAUUAGUGUCUUCUGGAAAUCAUCUGAAAUGGAAACCUUCUAUCAAACAAGUAAACUCUCAAAUGUCUAAUCCUGGACUAAUGGACGUCAGCGCGAACAGGAACCACCAGACCUCCAAACAGCUUCACGACCGCAGAUGUUCAAUCACUAGAAGGAAAACAGAUUUCCAAACAGAAAAGCAGGAACAGGGUGCUCAUGGUGUCCAAGGCAAGCUGCAUCAAUCUGAAGUGAUCCGCCUCCCUGAUCAAUCCCCGACCCAGAUGGGACCACAGCAGAACCUGGUCCAGUCAGGGGUUGAGACAGAAAACCACAUGAGAGAGGAACCUGCUUCAGCUCUGAGAACUGUUGUCCAGUCAGCAGGUACGACUCACAUAAGAGUCAGACCCGGUCACAGUGGAAGACUCCAAACUCCUGAUCAGCCCAGACUGCAGAACCCAGACUCUCUCACCAGGGGGGGAAUCAGCAGGACCUCCGACCUCAGCUUCACGCUUCAGAAUACGGUCGUCAUCAGAGAACGUGAACCGACCAAUCCAAACGCACAGAGUAACGAGGGCCUUAAUCCCACCACAGGAGGAACUGGGUUACCUGGUCCUGGCACAAGUCCGACUGGUUCUGAUCCUGGUUCAGUCCUAAAGAUCCACUCGAGGUCCGACAGUGGCCGUCAGUAUGGAUCUAGUGUUCACCGGGGCAUCAUGAGAGGUGAACCGAUCAGCUGAUGAAGACCAGAAACAAACGGCGUCUGUCUGCACACACUGAUUUAAUAAAGGUCCAGUUGGAAAAAACA